CAGCAAUAAUAAUUGGGUGGGGGAGCAGCCAAUAAUCGUGAACAGCAGCACUUUCCUACUUGGCUCUCAUUUUGAGAAGCCUCCGCCUCCGCCGCCGCCGCCGCCGCCGCCGAGGCGGCAAUCCACUCCACCCGUCGUCCAGGUUGGUUGGUUGGUUUGAAUUCGAGCUCGCCGAGCGACAGCUUGCGCCUGCCGUUUCUGGUUUCUCGGCCGUUACUCGCUCAUCUCCAGCUUUUCCGGCCGUUACUCGCUCUCAGCCGAGACGAGAGUACCAAUAAAUCCCCCCGCCCCCACUCCGGCGACGAUGCCUUCCGGCUCGGACGACUACUCCGACCCCCUGCUGGCGGCGCGCGCCGACGGCAGCAUGGCCGGCGGCGACGCGGCGGCGCUGGACUACCGCGGCCGCCCCGCCGACCGCGGCGCCACCGGCGGCUGGAGGUCAGCGCUCUUCAUCAUAGCGGUGGAGAUCGCGGAGCGGUUCACCUUCUACGGCGUGUCGUCGAACCUGAUCAACUACCUGACGGGCCCGCUCGGUGAGGGCACCGCGGCGGCGGCGGCGGCCAUCAACGCGUGGAACGGGGUGGCGCAGCUGCUGCCGCUGCUGGGCGGGGCCCUCGCCGACAAGUGGCUCGGCCGCUACCGCACCAUCGUCAUCGCCUCGCUCCUCUACGUCCUCGGUCUAGGCAUGCUGGCGUUCUCGACCAUGCUCUCCUCGGGCAGCGGCCACCAGUGCACCACCGCCAGGGGCCAGACCCAGACCUGUGCGCCGUCCACUCUGAAGGCGACCUUCUUCUACGUCUCCCUCUACAUCGUGGCGGUGGCGCAGGGCGGGCACAAGCCGUGCGUGCAGGCGUUCGGCGCCGACCAGUUCGACCAGAGCGACCCCAAGGAGACCGUCUCCAGGAGCUCCUUCUUCAACUGGUGGUACUUCGGCAUGUGCGCCGGCACUGCCGUCACGCUCGUGCUCCUCAGCUACGUGCAGGACAACAUCGGGUGGGGGCUCGGCUUCGGCAUCCCGUGCGCCGUCAUGGCGGCCGCGCUCGCCGUCUUCCUUCUCGGCACACGGACGUACCGGUACUACGUCACUGCCGGGGAGCGCGGCCUGUUCGCUCGUGCCGCCGAGGCUUUCGCUGAGUGGCGGAGCAGGCGAAAGACCCUGCAGCAUCGUGAUCGACCUGCAGCAGAGGGGGCGCUGGGAUUCAGUGCUGGUGUGGAUGAGGAGGAGCAGGCUGCAGUGAGCAACAGCGCAGGCCUCGUCAAGGAGGCCAAGGCCAUCAUCCGUCUGUUCCCGAUAUGGGCGACGUGCCUGCUCUACGCGGUGGCGUUCUCGCAGUCGUCGACGUUCUUCACGAAACAGGCGGCGACGCUAGACCGGCGCAUCGGGCGGCACGGCUUGCAGGUGCCACCGGCCGCGCUGCAGAGCUUCAUCAGCAUCACCAUCGUCGUCUUCAUCCCCAUCUACGACCGCGUCCUCGUGCCGGUGUCGCGCCGGUACUCCGGGAAGCCAUCGGGCAUCACCAUGCUGCAGCGCAUCGGCACGGGGAUGCUCCUCUCGCUCCUGUCCAUGGUGAUCGCGGCGCUCGUCGAGAAGCACCGGCUCGGCGUCGCGCGGGACGCGGGCCUCGUGGACAAGCCGAAGGUCCCGCUGCCGAUGAGCCUGUGGUGGAUGGUGCCGCAGUACGUGCUGUUCGGAGCCGCCGACGUGUUCACCAUGGUCGGACUGCAGGAAUUCUUCUACGAUCAGGUGCCCGACAAGCUGCGCAGCCUCGGGCUGGCGCUGUACCUCAGCAUCUUCGGCGUCGGCAGCUUCAUCAGCAGCGCGCUCGUGUCGGUCAUCGACAGGGUGACGACGGCUAGGGGCGGGAGCUGGUUCAACAACAACCUGAACCGCGGCCACGUCGACUACUUCUACUGGCUGCUCGCCGCGCUUAGCGCCGUCGAGCUCCUCGCCUAUGUCUUCUUCGCGGUGACAUACAAGUACAAGAACAAAAGAGCCGUACAUGCAACUGUCACGGGCGGCUGGAAGUCCGCCCUCUUCAUAAUCUGGGUGGAGGUGGCGGAGCGGUUCGCGUACUACGGCAUCUCGUCCAACCUGAUCAGCUACCUGACCGGCCCGCUCGGGCAGACCACGGCGGCGGCCGCCGCGGCGGUGAACGCGUGGUCGGGCGCCGCGUCCAUGCUGCCGCUCCUCGGCGCCGCCGUCGCCGACUCCUGGCUCGGACGCUACCGGACCAUCGUCGCCUCCUCCGUGCUCUACAUCACGGGCCUUGGGAUGCUGACGCUCUCAUCAAUGUUCUCAUCACCUCAGCAAUGCCGUGACUCCGCCGACGGACAAGGUGUAUGCCCGCCUUCCUCCCUCCAGACAGCCUUCUUCUACAUCUCCCUCUACCUGGUGGCCAUCGCCCAGAGCGGGCACAAGCCCUGCGUCCAGGCCUUUGGCGCCGACCAAUUCGACGCGACAGACCCCGACGAGUCCGUGUCCCGGGCCUCCUUCUUCAACUGGUGGUAUAUGGGGCUCUGCACGAGCGCCACCGUGACGAUCGCGCUCAUGAGCUACGUGCAGGACAACAUCGGCUGGGCUCUCGGCUUCGGCGUGCCGUCCUUAGCCAUGCUCCUCGCGCUCGCCAUCUUCCUGCUUGGCACGAGGACCUACAGGUUCUACGGUGGUGGUGGCAGUGCCAGUGCCAGCACGUUCUCCCUGGUCCGCAAGGCCUUCGUGGCCUGGAGGAUCCAGAAGAGGUCGCGUGAGGCCGGGUCGGUGGAGCUAGGACACGGUGACGGCGAGCUCCCCCAGGACGCCGUGCUCGCGGAAGAGGUGAAGGGGCUGGCAAGGCUGUUCCCGAUAUGGGCGACGUGCCUGCUCUACGGCGUGGUGUUCGCGCAGCCGCCCACGCUCUUCACCAAGCAGGCGGCGACGCUGGACCGGAGGAUCGGGCAGUCGUUCCAAGUGCCCCCAGCGGCGCUGCAGUGCUUCCUCGGCACCAGCAUCAUUGCCUGCAUCGUGCUCUACGACCGCGUCCUGGUGCCCGUGGCGCGCGGGGUCUCUGGCGUCGCCUCGGGCAUCACCAUGCUGCAGCGGAUCGGCACGGGGAUCGCGCUGUCCCUUGUCACUCUAGUCGUCGCCGCGUUGGUGGAGAUGAAGCGGCUGCGAGUGGCGAGGGACGCCGCCACCGCCAGCGGCGGCCUGCUGGUGGUGGUGGUGGAUGGCUCUGGCACGUCAGCGGUUCCCAUGAGCCUGUGGUGGAUCGUGCCGCAGUACGUGCUCCUCGGCGCCGCGGAGGUGUUCAUCAUGGUCGGCAUGCAGGAGUUCUUCUACGACCAGGUGCCCGGGGCGCUCAAGAGCCUCGGCCUGGCGCUCUACCUGAGCGUCCUCGGCGUCGGCAGCUUCAUCAGCAGCUUCCUCAUCACGGUGAUCGAUGGGGUUACGACGAGGAACGGCGGCACCAGCUGGUUCGCCGACGACCUCAACCGGGGUCACCUCGACUACUUCUACCUGCUGCUUGCAGCGCUCACCGCGUUGGAGCUUCUCGCUUUCGCCUACUUCUCAACGUCUUACGUUUACAAGGCAAAGGCCGGCAAUCACUGAUCCAUGGACAGAAGCAUGCAUAUGCAUACCUAUGGAGUACAGAUAGUGUACCACUAUCACGUUAGAUAGAUGGAUGGCAACGUUCUUCGGUGUUCUUGCAAGCUGCGUUUAGAAUGGGCUGCGUUUAGCGGACAAUACAGCAAGGUCCUAGAGGCUAUCGGGAAAUGGUAAUGAAGACGAACACGGCCCAAGUAGUACUAGUGAGGUCCUAUGGCAAAAUAAUGUUUUCACUCACUGUUGAUUCUUCUGGGUAAAAAAUUGUGGAGUUGCUUCACAAAGCAUAAAACUGUGCAAAACAGCAAGUUCACUUU
Molecule: messenger RNA, 3897 nt
Organism: Sorghum bicolor (sorghum)
Lineage: Eukaryota; Viridiplantae; Streptophyta; Magnoliopsida; Poales; Poaceae
Product: protein NRT1/ PTR FAMILY 5.10
Exons: 7
Coding region: 305-3586 (1093 amino acids)
Biological process (GO): transmembrane transport; dipeptide transport
Cellular component (GO): membrane
Molecular function (GO): dipeptide transmembrane transporter activity; tripeptide transmembrane transporter activity
Source: RefSeq, a predicted model, not a curated record